AUCUUAAACUAUAGGCUGAAGUCCACUUGCUUCUUUUUUUUCUUGCUUUUCUUUUUGGUAAAUCAAGAACAUCAAAACAAUCGAUCAAUGUGCUAAAACAAAUCACAAGAUCUCUUUUUUAUUAAUUACCCAGUUCCCACAUUUAUCUCCGGUGAACCUCCUUAACCAUCUCCGACGUUUUUUUUUCUUUAAAAAAAUUAAAAAAAAGCUUGAAAGUAGUAUUAAUGGAGAUAAUUGUAGCAGCAACAAUUAUAUUGGGUUUUCUAUUACUCCUUCUCUUUGUCACCCCACGAUUUAUCAAACCCAGUCAAUCCAAUGAAGCUUCAAAUAGUAACACCAAAAACAUCUCCAAGGGUCCUAGAAGAUAUACUAAAGCCGAAGUCUCGUUGCACAACAAAAGGACUGAUUGUUGGGUCAUCAUCAAAGCUAAGGUAUAUGAUGUAACUUCAUAUGUGGAGGAGCACCCGGGUGGUGAUGCUAUUUUAACGCACGCUGGGGAUGACUCAACUGAAGGGUUUUAUGGGCCACAGCAUGGUACACGAGUAUUUGACAUAAUAGAAGAUUUCUGCAUUGGAGAAUUGGAACAAUGACAGAACCUAUGCAACCAAUUAACUGUUUCAAGUUCUUGGUUGAAAACGAUUUUUUUCGCUUAGGCUCUUCUCCUCCAACCGGCCAUUACUUCUAUCAUCUGCAAGUUCUUGAAUCUUGAUGUAAUAUUAAAGUCUAUCAGGAGUAGGAUAUAUUCAGUUGACAGAUUCAAUGUCUUUUAUCAAAAUCUAGGAAUUGUGAACUCUUUCAAGACAUGGGUGGCUGAGUCCAACUCCAUUGACGAAUGCUCCUUUGGGAGAAUUUGAUUAGGAUAGAAAAAUUGCAAGGAUCUUGCUAACGAGCGCUUCAGUAAUUUAGAUUAUCAUUCAUUUUAGUUCCAAAUUUGGUAUAAACUUUGGAAUAUGUGUCAAAAUCAUAAGUUUUUUAUCGGUGCAAUUAAUGUUUAUUUUGUUUUAA
Messenger RNA from Beta vulgaris subsp. vulgaris (sugar beet), 1005 nucleotides. RefSeq names its product cytochrome B5-like protein. Gene Ontology annotation, cellular component: intracellular membrane-bounded organelle; membrane. The transcript has 5 exons. NCBI's taxonomy places the organism in Eukaryota, Viridiplantae, Streptophyta, Magnoliopsida, Caryophyllales, Amaranthaceae. Bases 225 to 590 code for a protein of 121 amino acids. The record is from RefSeq and is a predicted model, not a curated record. Gene Ontology annotation, molecular function: heme binding.